Molecule: messenger RNA, 1756 nt
Organism: Gloeophyllum trabeum ATCC 11539
Lineage: Eukaryota; Fungi; Basidiomycota; Agaricomycetes; Gloeophyllales; Gloeophyllaceae
Product: peptidyl-Lys metalloendopeptidase
Exons: 10
Coding region: 57-1109 (350 amino acids)
Molecular function (GO): metalloendopeptidase activity
Source: RefSeq, a predicted model, not a curated record
GAGCAGCCGUGGCUACAGUCUCGGGGUUAAAGGCUUAGCAGUUGCGCAACCAGACCAUGUUAUCCUCGGCCCUCCUGGCUGUCGCCUUUGGCACGCUCUCCGCCUCCGCCUUGCGCGACAUCUCGGUCAAGGUUUCUGGUCCCGACACCGUCGAUGGCGUGGACAAUUUGAAAGUCACCGCGACCAUCACCAACACCGGUGACGAGACGCUCAAGCUCCUUAACGACCCCUACAGCCCGCUGUCCAGGAUCCCGACGGACACGUUCAGGAUCACCACCGAAGCAGGGGAGACCCCUCAGUUCAUCGGAGUUAAAGCCAAAUAUGUUCCUGCGAAGGCCGCCGAGCUCGGCGCAUACACCGUACUUGAAGCCGGGAAGUCUAUCGAAGUCGAGCACGAUAUCUCGUCUGCGUACAACUUUACGACCCCGGGUGAAGGUCGUUACUCAUUCGAAGCUCGCAACGUGUUCUACCAUGUCGAUGACGACGGUGUCGUCGGCGACGUUCUGUACGCCAACCAUGAGGAUGUGCACACGCUGUCUUUGUCUGGCAAGCUCGUCAAGGCUCGCGUCAGCCCUACGCCGGCCUCGAGGUUCGGCAAGAGGGAAAGCUACAACGGUUGCUCAUCUUCUCAGAAGAGCGCUCUCGUCUCCGCUGCCCCUGCCGCUCAGACAUACGUUGCCAAUGCACUCUCCUACCUGAAGUCCCACACCUCGUCUACCACCCGGUACACCACCUGGUUCGGCACCUACACUUCCUCUCGUCACUCCACGGUCCAGACCCACUUCAACAACUUGAACGGCAAUGACUACUCUUCCUUCACUUACGACUGCACCUGCACUGACUCAGGCACCUACGCGUACGUCUAUCCCGACGACUUCGGCUACAUAACUCUUUGCGGCGCUUUCUGGGAUGCCCCUGUUACGGGUACAGAUUCGAAGGGCGGAACCCUCGUUCACGAGUCAUCCCACUUCACCCAAAACGGCGGCACCCAGGAUUAUGUUUAUGGCCAGUCUUCGGCCAAGUCGCUGGCGAAGAGCGACCCCAGCGAGGCAAUCAUGAACGCUGAUUCUCACGAAUACUUCGCAGAGAACAACCCCUCUCUGUCUUAACUGUACAUUGCAUUGUUAUAGAAAGUAAGAUCAAAUGGAACAAGGGUCCGCCUCUGCAUGCACAUUAACCAGACAACACACCCGAGACAUCCUUCAACUUCCAUAUGAUGAGACGCAGCAAUCCACUACUGCACAGACCCGUAUCCAGAUGGACAGUUCUGAGCAGCCAAACUAGCAGAACCGCUUCGCAUGUAGCAAAUCUUGGCGGUCGCACAUUCACCGGUGCAGGGUUGAGUGCGAACGGAGCUCUUUCCCUCGUAGGUGUUGAAGGUCUGCACAGGGAAAUAAGAGCGAGAAUCUGCAGGUGGAGCGAAAUAUGUUACUUACCGAUACCAGAGACGGCUCAGCCUCCAUUGCUUCUGUAACGAGGUGCCACCAAGUUGCGUUGAGCGGAUCAUUGAGACCCCAUGUUAUGUUGGCGCCAUAAGUUUCACGGGUGUUGUAUUCAUAACGAUAAGCCGGACCAUAUUCCGUCUGGUUAUCGAGCUCGGCGAAUGUAUUGACGUCCGCCCAAUAAGUAUGAGCAUCCAGGAUGUCGAAAGUUCCAGAAUCCACUUCGUAGAUACGGAACCCGGAGUUGAGGUUGGUGAGUGGUGUGAUUGACGGGCAUACCCAUGUGGGGGUGAGAGCUGUUGCUGCACUCAUAU